GACCCCGACCCGUGUCCCUCCCGCGCCAGGACCGGAUAAAAAGGGGGCCGGGGCCGGCUUCGUUUGCGCUGUUGCCUGCCGCCCGGAGCCCUCCUGCUUGUGCUUUGCUCGCUGCGGCUUAACGGGGGCGGGCACUGGCAUCGACAGUGACAUCCCCGCUCGCUCCCGCGUGCAGUUGAGAUUGAGAGCAGCGCAGCGUGCGCGGACACGGCAGCGCGGCACUCUCUCUCGCUCGCGCUCGCUGCUCGGCGUCCAAUUCAUCAAUGCGCUCCUGCCCAACGGAGCAGAGCAGAGAGCAGUGAGCAGCGACCUCCUCCCCUCGCUUCUCCACCAUUGGGGUUGAGUUGAGCUCAGCCAUUCAAUGCCCGCCCGCUCUUGACUGAAGAAACGCCCCCCUCUUUUCUCUUCUUUAACCGCCCCGUGUCAUCACUGUUACUCGUACGCGCUCGCGCACGCCGGUUUCAAUACGGCCGCUGCGCGCGACGUCUCGUCACGCAGCAACAGGAGAGGGGGAUUGAAUUGAUUCAUCGACUUGUUCCGCUGAGGGACCUCCUCCGCUCGCCGUUUCAGUCUUCUAGCUGGAGGUCGGCACUGCCAUUGCUGGGCUCCUGUUCCGCUUGGUGGACUGCGAGAUGAAUUACCUCCGGAGCCGGAGCCUGAAGCGGCUCCUGUCCCUCGGCCGCCGGAGCAACGCCGACGAGUGCGCCGAGGAGUGCGUCGACGUCGACCCGCCGCCCAAUAAGCCCACCUGGAGGUGCUUCUCCUACGAGGAGCUCGACCACGCCACCAAUGGCUUCCACAAAGACAACAUGGUGGGCAAGGGCGGGUACGGCGAGGUCUACCGCGGGGUCCUCGACGACGGCCGCGCCGUCGCCGUGAAGCGCCUGGCGCCCACGGCCGCGGCGGACGAGAAGAAGGAGAAGGACUUCCUCACGGAGCUGGGCACGGUGGGACACGUCCGCCACCCCAACGUGUCCGCGCUCCUGGGAUGCUGCGUCGACCGCGGCCUCCACCUCGUCUUCGACUUCUCCACACGCGGCUCCGUCUCCGCCAACCUCCACGACCUGAAGCUGCCGGCCAUGUCGUGGAAGCAGCGGCACGGGAUCGCCGUCGGCACCGCGCGCGGGCUGCGCUACCUCCACAAGGGCUGCGCGCGCAGGAUCAUCCACCGCGACAUCAAGGCGUCCAACAUCCUCCUCACCGCCGACUACGAGCCUCAGAUUUCGGACUUCGGCCUCGCGCGCUGGUUGCCGUCGGAGUGGACGCACCACGCCAUCGCGCCCAUCGAGGGCACCUUCGGGUGCCUGGCGCCGGAGUACUUCACGCACGGCAUCGUGGACGAGAAGACGGACGUGUUCGCCUUCGGCGUCUUCCUCCUCGAGCUCAUCUCCGGCCGGAAGCCGGUGGACGGCUCCCACAAGAGCCUCAUCGCGUGGGCCAAGCCUUACCUUAGCGACGGCGUCGUGCAAGGGCUCGUGGACCCGCGGCUCGGCGACAGCUACGACGCCGGGCAGCUGAGGCGGCUCAUGUUCGUCGCGUCCCUCUGCGUCAGGGCCGCCGCGGUGUGGCGCCCGACCAUGACACAGGUGCUUGAGUUAUUGGAGUCCGGUGAGAUUUCUCAAGAUCAAUGGCAGAUGCCCGAGAAGGAGGAGCAAGACGAGCUGUGGGACUUUGACGAUCUCGACGACUUCGAGGACGACGACGAUGACAACUACGACGAUGAAUCCGAUUCCCCCUCGAUCUCCUCGUCGGCGUGCAGCAUCCACCCCAAUGAUUAGCCCUAAAAUAUUUGCAUCUGUCAGUAGAUUACUAUUAUUAUUCAACCUGCUGAUACGAUCCUUGCGAUUAUAUCAGUGUGUACAUACACCAUCCAUCCCUAGUUGAGAAUAGUAAUGAAAAUCCGGGAGGAAAAAGAGAGAGAAGAGGAUUCAGAUUUCAGGCCCGUGGUUUUCA
Messenger RNA from Sorghum bicolor (sorghum), 1953 nucleotides. Its product is annotated as probable receptor-like serine/threonine-protein kinase At5g57670. The record is from RefSeq and is a predicted model, not a curated record. NCBI's taxonomy places the organism in Eukaryota, Viridiplantae, Streptophyta, Magnoliopsida, Poales, Poaceae. The transcript is spliced from 6 exons. Gene Ontology annotation, molecular function: protein kinase activity; ATP binding. Bases 633 to 1778 code for a protein of 381 amino acids. Gene Ontology annotation, biological process: protein phosphorylation.